GGCAGCAGGCAGAUUCUCGCACAGCCCUGGGCUCGCCAUUGAAAGAACGCCAAAAUGUGCCCUGGCUGAGUUACGAGAGCCCAGUAGCCCUACAGACCUCGCUCGGCCAACACUAGCAAUCUGAGAUAAGCGCUAACAUGCUACAUCGACCUGCUGCAAUAGUAAGAAUCAUCCGGGAUAUUGUGGGAGGCCUUCAAUCCAAGCGAUCUUGACCCAUUGUCUCUUCUCCCAUUGCAGAAUUGAAGGUCGCACAGAAACAGGCGCUGCCUUGGCUGGAGACUUGAAGCAGCCCUUCCGGAAGAUCGUCUCGCCUCAUAGGACUGCGAUGAAUCUGCUGCGUCAAUUUACUAAGAAAAGGAUCUGAGGCUGUCUGUGGGACUCGUUUCCAAUGGUCCAUCCGUAAUUUGCGUCAAACUAGGUGUCUGGAAGGUAUAAUAAUACACCUCACAUCGUCCGUACACCAGAGUCGCCUUUCCCAGUCUCAGUCCAUCGUGGUGAUCCCGGAGAGCAGGUCUUCAUUGCUGUAUCCAAUCCACCAUGUUGUCUCGCUUUCCACCUGUUGCUUCGGCCGUGGCAGGUCUUUCUGUUCUUGCCUUGACUGCUACCGCUACUGCAGUACCCAGGCAGGAUGCCGGAACAUCGCCCUGUGCCCUUGUGAAAAGUCAGAUUGAGUCAGCGUCGAAUAAUGACGCGUCUUCUCCUGUCGUGAUACCUGGCCAGCUGGCGCAGGAUUGCCUCCUGUCCAUGCCAUUCAACUCCACAUUGGCCGUUGACUUUCUCCACGAAAUUUGGAAGUACUUUGAGUUCCAGUCGACCCUCGAGCUUCUGAAAGAUCCCCCACCCCAAUAUAAUGCCGACCCGGUAGACUUCGUCGGGUGGUUCGAGAGCAUCGGUGACCGGGCUUCGAAGGGUCAAUUCGACAGCCAGUAUGAAUUCGAUCUAGAACUUACCCACCUUGUCCGGUCAGCGAACGAUGGCCACUUUUAUAUUCAACCGUGCUCGACAGCGAUAUUCUCUUUCACUGUGCCGGGUGCUUUGGUUUCGGUUUCGGAUGAUGGGACGACUAUUCCCAAGAUUUGGUUGCUCGAUGAUCUUGUGCAAAAGGAUUCGGGUGCCAAAGUAUCUGCUGUAGCAAAGAUUAAUGGCCAGAAUGCAUCUGAUUUCGUGCAGACACUUGCCCUGCUCCAGUCAAACCAGGACUAUGAUGCGCAGUAUGGCAUUCCUUUCGACGAUUUUUUUAAUUCAUUUUUUCCCCACCAAGGCAGCAGGACUGACAGAUUGAUGCUCCAUGAGCAUAGGUACAAUUCGAUGUUUUACUCUCCUGCAAAGUAUAUUUUGCCCAUGGAUAAAUUCAGCGACUCGUGGUCCACGCUUGGAUAUUGGCCCAAUGCGUCCUCCUUCCAGUUUACGUUUGAGAAUGGCUCACAGUGGCGGACAGAUACUUUUGCCAAAGUCUCCGGGUCUAAGUUCUCGGCCACCGAUGGUGAUGAACUAUUUGAACUCGUCUGCGUUAAUCACGCCGCCUCCGGCGACGACUCUGAAGAUACAUCCGAUGAUUCAUCUGUUAUCGCAACAGAAGCCAGCGAAGGCCCCGCUGGAUAUCCUGAACCGGUCGUUCGAGAUCCUUAUAACUUUCUUGUGGGUUAUUAUCUUUCGGGUCCCGGUCUGGACGAUGUUGCCGUUAUGCAGAUUCCCACCUUUGAGGUCGUGGGAGGCCUUGCCUAUGGAGAUGGAGCUCUACCUCUCGAUGAGCCUGCGACUUUCGCCCAGAGUGCAGUUGACUUUAUCAGGAAUGCCACUCUCGAUGGAAAGACGAAGAUGGUCAUCGACGUGUCUGCUAACGGUGGUGGUGAUGUCCUGUCCGGCUAUGAUCUGUUCCAUAUCUUCUUCCCACAGACUCCUCUCUACUCUGCCACUCGCUUCCGUUCACACGACGCCAUAAAUUACAUGGGACAAGCGCUGGCAACAGUGAAUGAAAGCCAGCCUGAAUUGUUCCAAUUGAACAUUGCCCUCGGUUCCCAGGUCAAGCCUGACCAGAAAACCCACUUCGCCACCUGGGAGGACAUGUACGGACCAUAUCUGCUUCAUGAAAUCCCCUCCUCCGCAUUGUAUGCCACCUUCGACUUCAACUUGGUAUCAGACGCUAAUGAGCCCGUUGUCGGCUACGGCGGUGUCCCCCUUCCCUUUUCAAAGCCACCGUUUGCUGCCGAGGAUAUUGUGAUCCUCACCGACGGAUUCUGUGCCUCCACAUGCACCGUAUUCGUCGAGCUCAUGAAGACGCAAGGUGUCCGAUCCAUUGCCUUUGGCGGCCAGCCGGAACUCGGCCCCAUGCAGGCAAUUGGUGGCGUCAAGGGAGGACAGUCCAUUAGCCAGGGCUACAUCGUCGAGAUGACCGAAAGUGCAUUUGAGAUCAUUGAGAACAGCUCCACCCCAAUCCUUUCCGACAGUGACCUGGAACACUUCAAGUCUAUCGCCCCAAUCCCACCAACAGAAUUCCCAUUGAAGUUCUACGGUAUGGGAGUCAAUUUCCGCAGUGCCUUCCGCGAAGAAGAUACCACCCUCCCUCUGCAAUUUAUCUAUGAGGCGGCCGAGUUCCGUCGGUUCUACACGGCGGACAACAUCCUAAAGCCCGAAACGACCUGGAUCGACGCAGCCAAUGUCGCUUUCAACGAUGGCUUGCCUGUUCCCGGGUCCACGGAUGGACCGGGCAGCUUGACUGACGUUGUAGCCAAUUCGCGGAAACACAAGGGCCAUUAUCAUAACGCUACCCACACCGGCAGUGCAGCAUCUGGGCCUUCUGGGGGCCUAGAGAAAUAUUCUCUCUCUUUUAUUGCUGGUCUUGCUGCUAUCGUCACCUUCCUGUUGUAAAAUAAUGUUAGGAGCAUACCUAUGGAGUAGGGAUAGUCUUUGGCCAUUUAUGCCAUAUUUUCAUUUUAUUUUUGAUUAUCUUGCCAUGUUAAAUUCUCUUGAAUGUUUCCUACGCUGGUUAACUAUGUAUAUAUUACCAUUGAUGGCUUUUGUAAUGCAUCAUAGUUCAACUUGAACAUUGAAAUGAGCAUCAGAAUUGGUUUAACUGAGGCAGCAGCAGAUCCUGCUCUCCUACCAACACCGAAUACCAAUAACUGCCAACAAAUAUCUACAUAAAAUAUCAUACAUAUGAG
Molecule: messenger RNA, 3161 nt
Organism: Monascus purpureus
Lineage: Eukaryota; Fungi; Ascomycota; Eurotiomycetes; Eurotiales; Aspergillaceae
Source: the annotation of a GenBank genome assembly